AUGGAGGUCCUAAACUUGGAGUUAAAGGAACUUCUAGUUGCAUCUAUAAGUCGAAAUCGAAAGAUGGUACUCAAUUUGGACCUCAAUUGUCCACCACAAGAUGAGGAUUCGUUGGGAAUAAAUAAUUCCCUGAAUGUCGAUACGACUUUGAAGCUUGGACUUCCUUGCGUACAAGUGAGGACAUCUUAUGAGCCCGAUGAUGAUGAAGUAAUCAUUUGCUCUCCUAGGAGCUUCGCCGAGGCUGUUAAUAAGUCCAGAAGGAACCGUACUGUAAUAGAGGUCGUUGAUGAUGAAUCUGAAUUUCAGGGAGCCGAUUCAGCAAGGCGGCCUGGUAAUGGUAACAGGUGCCCAAGAAUUUCUGCAAAACAAAGAGGUGGUGGUGUUAAUACCCGUGUGCACUGGGUGGACCAAGAUUUAGUCGAGUUAUCCCAGCCCGUGCCACAGCAAAAAGCACCCACAUUUAGUUGCCCAAAAUUCAGCACAAAUGUCCCACCUGUAGGCGUAAGCUUAAAGCAAAAGAUGUUUUCAGGAUCUACCUUCCUAAUACUCAAUAAUUACUCUAUGCCCAUGGUGCCGAAUUCUGAUAUCUCAAAGGUAAAAUUCAAGUCAUGA
This is a messenger RNA of Fraxinus pennsylvanica, 612 nucleotides long. Lineage: Eukaryota; Viridiplantae; Streptophyta; Magnoliopsida; Lamiales; Oleaceae. The record is from the annotation of a GenBank genome assembly.